This is a messenger RNA of Cornus florida, 912 nucleotides long. RefSeq lists its product as uncharacterized. The record is from RefSeq and is a predicted model, not a curated record. The coding region runs from base 1 to 912 and encodes 303 amino acids. The transcript is spliced from 2 exons. NCBI's taxonomy places the organism in Eukaryota, Viridiplantae, Streptophyta, Magnoliopsida, Cornales, Cornaceae.
AUGUCAUCCGUCAACAGCCGUUCAAGUGUUCAAAUUGGAAUGAACCGAGGGACAUCGUUCCACACAAGUCUGGUGGUAAAUACGCCGAAGACCAUGGACGAGCUGAAUGAAAGAGCCGAUGGCUUCGUGCGUCUGGAAGAAGAAGAAACAGUUAAUGCAAGGAAGACAUCUAUUAUCUCCACAGAGGAGAAGUCUAAAGCCAAGAUUCGUCAGAAGCAAGCUCCACUGCCGCGUCAGACUUCCUGGAAGACAGUGAAGAGGCCCCGAGAGGAGGAGAUGAUUACUCCACUCAAAGUCACACUGGCGAGGCUGUACCAAGGAAAUAAAGAUAAGUUUCGUCCUUCAUUACCCAUCAGACAACCUUUUAAACAGAGGGAUCAAUCUAAACAUUAUGCUUUUCAUAGUGAUUAUGGUCAUCAGACUAAUGAAUGCAGGAACUUACGGAGGCAGGUGGAGACGCUUAUCGCAACGGGAGAGUUUACCGGGUAUGUUCAAGGGCCAACACAGGAACAUAAUCGGCUAGCUGAGCAAGUCAAGAGAAAUCAAAAACCGAAUCCCCAUCACGCUCAGCCCGUUUGGAUAAUAAAUGCAACUCAUGGCCGACCUGAGCAGAUGAAGCGGCGAAUAGGCAGUGUCAAUACUCUGCAUCAUCAGAAUGCAUCGACGCAGAUAAGGUUUGACAAAUCAGACCUGCUGCGAGUUCAGAUUCCUCAUGAAGAUCCUUUGGUUGUUAGUUUGACAGUGGCAGAGUGUUUGGUACGAAGGAUGCUAAUUGAUCCUGGGAGCAGUGCGAAUGUCAUGCCUCGGGUUACCUUCGAUCGGCUAAAAAUUAAGCCAGAGGUGCUUAAAUGUACUGGGAAUCCAUUGUUUGAGAUUCGAUGGAAAGUGUGUCGAACUAAUCGGCACAGUUGA